Octopus sinensis (East Asian common octopus) is the source of this 4454-nucleotide messenger RNA. Its product is annotated as cyclin-G-associated kinase. NCBI's taxonomy places the organism in Eukaryota, Metazoa, Mollusca, Cephalopoda, Octopoda, Octopodidae. Gene Ontology annotation, biological process: protein phosphorylation; regulation of clathrin-dependent endocytosis; positive regulation of Notch signaling pathway. The record is from RefSeq and is a predicted model, not a curated record. The transcript is spliced from 24 exons. Gene Ontology annotation, molecular function: AP-2 adaptor complex binding; ATP binding; protein serine/threonine kinase activity. The coding region runs from base 38 to 4366 and encodes 1442 amino acids. Gene Ontology annotation, cellular component: cytoplasm.
AUAUAUAAUAUAUAUAUAUAUACAUAUAUAUAUAUAUAUGUAUGUGUACAUACACACACGUACAAACACAUUCAACGCGCCAUGUGUUUGGGAAACUGAGGGCAGCAACGCAACGUUUGCGCACAAACACAGCCUCUUCUCUCAGAAAAAACUCUCCGGACAUCCCAAUGUGGUUCAGUUUAUCUCGGCUGCAGCUAUCGGUAAGGAGGAGUCCGACCAUGGCCAGGCUGAGUAUUUGAUCUGUACGGAACUUUGUACAGGUGGUCAGCUGGUUGAUGUGUUGCGAGAGGCACAUCCACUUCCUUGUGACAAGGUCCUCCAGAUAUUCUUUCAGACAUGUCGCGCAGUGCAACACAUGCAUCGACAGAAACCUCCUAUCAUACACAGAGACCUCAAGGUGGAAAACUUGCUGAUCAGUUCUAAAGGUUGUAUAAAGCUUUGUGAUUUUGGUAGCGCUACUAUCAAGAGCCACAAUCCUGACAUUUCUUGGUCUGCAAUUCAGAGAAGUCUGGUGGAAGAUGAGAUCGCUAAAAAUACCACCCCUAUGUACCGUGCCCCUGAAAUGCUAGAUCUUUACCAGAACUUCCCAAUCAAUGAGGCUGGUGACAUAUGGGCCCUCGGAUGUCUCCUGUACCAGUUAUGUUUUGCAGAACAUCCAUUUGAAGACUCAGCCAAGCUCAGAAUACUCAACGCUAAUUACUCAAUUCCUGAAACGGACACCAAGUUUACCGUCUUUCAUGACUUGAUACGCUCUAUGCUUCAAAUCGACCCACGCCAACGUCCGGACAUUAACAGCAUCAUUGACCGACUACAGGAGAUUGCUGUGGCACGCGAUGUCGACCUGAAGGGUCAAUUGAACCUGACCAACGGAGUGAAUUCACAUCCCACUGCUCCAGCUGACCAACACCUGAACCUUAACACACCUCCACCACGACCACCACCACCGUCACCUUCACCGGCAUCAGCGCGGCCCCCAUCACCACAACCACCAUCGUCCCAGUACACACAUCCAUCAGAGAUGAACCAGUCCUCGUACCCAGCCUCUGGAGCCAGUCAGCUGUUCAGCUCCCUAAAAGGGGCUGGCGGCAGCCUGUUCAAGAACAUAAAAGAUGCAUCGUCGAAGGUGAUGGAAACUGUAUCCGCGAGUACAGUCCUUCCGCCUGGCACCACAUGGAGGACAAUGAACAAAAAUGAACUUGAUAUUUCUUAUGUAACUUCAAGAAUGAUCGUGAUGUCGUUCCCAGCUGAAGGAGUAGAGUCAGCCUUUAAGAACCACAUCGAUGAUGUCCGCUGUCUGCUGGACUCCAAACACCGUGGACAAUAUAGUGUAUACAACCUUACUCAGAGAAAUUAUCGUGCUAUCAAAUUUGAAAAUAGAGUCUUAGAAUUAGGUUGGUCUCACAAACGAGUCCCAACUCUAGCAAGUAUCUUCACUCUGUGCAAAAGCCUUUACCACUGGCUACGGAAAAACCCCAAAAAUAUCUGUGUUAUUCAUUGCCUUGAUGGCAAAAGUGUGUCUGCGACAGCUGUGUGCUGCUUCCUUGUAUUCUGUGGAGUCUGUAAAACGGUUGAUGAAGCUGUUUACUUGUUCGCUUCCAGACGGGUCAAUCCACAUACAUCAGCCUCGCAGCGAAGAUAUAUCCAAUACAUGGUCGACAUCAUACACAACCCAUCCUUGACCCCACACAACAAACCCAUCCUGUUGGUCUCACUAACGAUGUCACCAAUUCCUCUCUUCAACAAGACCAAGACCGGAUGUCGACCAUUUGCUGAAGUUUUUCUUGGAGAAGACAGAAUAUUGACUACUUCACAAGAAUACGAGCGGAUGAGGGGUUUUUCAAUAGAAGAAUACAAACUGACGAUUUCCCUAAAUAUAUCGGCUGUGGGAGACGUCACCAUUGCGGUAUACCAUGCAAGGUCAACAUUUGGGGGAAAAGUGCAGGGCAAGAUCACAUCCAUGAAAAUGUUUCAGAUCCAGUUUCACACAGGGAUGAUCAACCCUGAUGCAGAGAGUAUAAAAUAUACAUUCACUGAUAUGGAUCAUAUCGAGUCUCCGGAGAAGCUGCCAGAACUGUUCAAAGCUGUACUAGAAAUCAAUGUAAGCCCCAAUGACAGGCCACAGACUGACAACAUGCUACCGUGGGAGAAUUUCAAUGUUAAGUCAGUCAACCCCAAAAUCCUGUUCUCUUCUGAGGAGGAGAUGGAAAGGGUACAAUCAGAACUUGAGUCAGCAGAGAAGGCCAGUUUGAACUCCCAUCAAGGCUCUUCUGAGCACAUUAACGACAGCCCGAGUAGGUCCUCAGGCAAGGAGUCACCUUACAUGAGUCCACAGCUGAGACAGAAGAAAAUGUCGGCAGCAAACAAUUCUGGCAAAGCAGUUGGCAAGAGCCAGUUCUUCGACAGCCUGAACUGGCAGCAGGGUGAUGGCCAUGGGAGGCAGGGUGCACCGGGUGUUGGCAGUGGGGCUGCCGUCGGUCCCGCAGCUGGCCCUGCCAGGCCACCGGGCGAGUCGGCCGAGAGUCUGCUGGAUGACAUUGAAAGUACAGAGGAUGAUGAGGACGAUUUCGCUUCCCUCUCACACCAAGGUCGCGCUCGACCGACACAGAGGGCCGUGAGCCCGAACCCUUUCCAGGGAGAUGCGUCUCCCCAGCAUCAACCUCACCAAGAGCAGCAACAACAACAUGAGCAGCAACACAUAUCCAACGUGGAAGAGAACAAAACCUCAUCGAGUCCUGCACAGCCGCCUUUUGUGGCAAAAGAGGAAACCUGUGACCUCUUGAAUUUGGGCGUCGAUCUAGGGAACGAGGGCCACCGGUCAGAUAUUCCUGGUUCGAACAUUUCUAGUCAAAUGAAUCUGCUGGACAUAGGAAAUGAAGCAGCGCCACCUAUGAGCAACUUUGAUCUGCUGAGCGGCGGCACCGGCUGGGCUGGCGGUGCCUCAGAUCAGAUACCAUCAGCCCCGCCGACCUCAAACCAACAGGGUCAGAGCAACCAGCAGUCAAAUAUGACCAACACCUUUGACCCCUUCCAACAGCCAGCAGCAGCGAAAGCGACGACCCCUACCUCCUACCAGCAACCUGCUGGUUCAUCGCCCCACAAGAAAGCCACCGAGAACAAGGAACCAAAAAUCCAGUUUGACAACUUCGACCCAUUCCAACUGUCCGGCUCGCAGCCAUCUCCGUCGUCCGGGGCAUCAGCGAAACCCGGCGACUUGUUCAACCUUCUGGAAGGCGACCAGAAGCCGGGCCCGACUUCAGUCCCAUCGAGGGCAUCGCCGACGGUCGGUUUUGAUUUGAUGGGCUCCUGGGAUGACGGGUCUGCUGGCAACAGCAGCACUGGCAUUGGGGUGGGCAACGCAGCCAACCUGAGUGGCUCGACCAACAACCUGUUCCCGGGCAACCUACCAAAAAAGAACCCGAGCUUCCCCUCCGGCCUCCACCUCUUGAACACCUCCAACUCAAACAGCACCAACGGAGGAGGACAGGGCAUGGCAGGCAUGUCCCUCGGUUCGAACCUGUCGCGAACCUCUUCGGCUGCUGCUUCUAUGAAUGCAAUGGGACAAGGUCCUGCACCAGCAAAAAGCAUGCAAAACAUCCGGUCUCCAGACCCGUUUGCUGAUUUGGGUAACUUAACCUCAAUGAAAUCACCUGGAAGCACCAGUAAUCUAUCUGCAACUUCACCUGCUGCGCCAUCCUGGCAACAACCCAGCCCACAACAGCCUAAGACAGCAUUCGGUGGGCUUUAUUCAGGUGCUGGUGCAUCGACUGGUGCCCCAGGCUGGCAACAGGCACCAAACAACCAGGCGCCGUCGUCUCCCAAGAAACAACAAACCCAACCAGCCGCGGGUGCGACACCAGCAGCACACAAAGCAGCUUUUGGACCUGGUUCCGGUCCUGGCCCGAGUGUUAUUGGAAGCAGAGAUGAUAGAGGGACACGCAAGCCUUUUGGCCCAAAACCUAAGGUGCAUACUGACACUUUUGGAGACCUUCUUGGUGGAUUUAGCUCCAAGAGAGCGAAUGAACCACGGACUAUAGGAGAAAUGAGGAAAGACAUUUUAGCUAAGGAAAUGGACCCAGAUAAACUUAAGAUAAUGGAGUGGACCAAGGGUAAAGAACGUAACAUCCGUGCACUGCUGUGUUCACUCCAUACUGUGCUUUGGGAUGAAGAGAUGCGUUGGAAGGAAUGUGGGAUGCACGAACUGGUCAGUCCGGAGCAGGUGAAGAAGGUCUACAGGAAAGCCGUUCUGUCUGUUCAUCCAGACAAGCUAACAGGAACGCCACAUGAAGCGCUGGCCAAGUUGAUAUUCAUGGAGCUGAACGAUGCCUGGGCCGAGUUUGAAGAGAAAGGAAUGCAGUCGUUGUAUUAGGGUUUCCAAGAAGAAGAAGAAAAAAAAACAAGAAAUUGAGAUUCGAAACAAAAAAAGAAAAAAAAAAACUCUGAUAAAUUAAAAGAAA